CUCAUUGCCAAAGCAGGCACUGGCAAUUCCCACUGGGGACUGCCACUGGCAACUGCCACAGGAACUGGAAGUGAAAACUCAAAUUCAAUUUUAGGCCUGCACCUCAGUGUGACUGGCUGAGUAUUUCGACAACUACCAAUGAAGCUCCCCGCGGGCCCUUCGUGCGCGCUGGACGACGACGACGCCGCGUCGCUGGAGGCGUCGCUGCUGGAGGACGUGGCGCCGCCAGAGAGAGAAAGAGAGGACAACACCGUCGCCAUCCUGUGCGCCGCCGGGGCGGCGGUCGGCGCGCUCGUGUUCGGCUACUCGCUCGGGUUCUCCUCGCCGGCGCUGCCGGGCAUGCUCGGGCGCCAGUUCAAGCACGUCCGCUGCGACGCGAACGGCGCCUCGGCCGCCGCGGCGUCGCUGUGGAGCGCGGUCAUCAACAUCGGGGCGGCGGUCGGCGCGCUCGCGGGCGGGCGCCUCGUGGACAACGUGGGCCGCAAGGGCGCGCUGCUGUACGUGGCCGGGCCCCUCUACGUCGUCGCGUGGACCCGUGCGGAAAGCAAGCCGUGAGUUCGGUUUUUCUCCACGCCGUCGAGCAGGAGGCUCUUACGAGGAUGCGUGGGGCGCCCGAGGUUUGAGUUCCACGCAGGCGUGGACGGCGACGGCCAGGGCCCACGGCCCGCGGACCCUCGUCGGCGCGCGCGUGCUGCUGGGCGCCGGCGUCGGCGCGUCGUCCGUCGCGGUGCCCGUCUACGUCGCCGAGACGGCGCCGGCGGCGCUCCGCGGCGCGCUCGGGUCCGUCACGCAGCUCGCGGUGACCGUCGGGAUCCUCCUGGCCUACGUCGCCGGGGCGCUCGCGCCGCACGAAUCGCUGGAGUACGCGUGCGGCCCCGCGCGGCGCGGCGCGGCGCGCGGCGCGUGGCGCUCCCUCGCGCUCGUCGGGGCCGUCCUCGGCGGCGGCGUCGUGGGCGCGGCGGCCUUUCUUCCUGAAAGCCCAGCGUGGCUCGUGGCCAAGCGGCGCCGCGCGGCCGCCGCGCGCGCGCUCACGACGCUGCGCGGCGGCGACGACGCGCGCGCCGCGCGGGACCUCGACGCGCUCGUGCGCUCGACGGGCGGCGCCGACGACGGGCUCGGCGUGCGCGUCGUCCUCGCGGCGCUGUGCGGCGGCGGCGACGCCGGCGUCCGCCGGCCGCUGGCGAUCGUGCUGUGCGUCAUGCUCUUCCAGCAGUUCAGCGGCAUCAACGCGGUCAUCUUCUACAGCGGGCCCCUCCUGGCGUCGGCGGGCAUGGCGAACGGGGACCUGGGCGGCGUCCUCGUGAUGACGGUCCAGGUCCUGGCGACGGGCCUGGCCCUCGUGCUGAUGGACCGCCUCGGCCGGCGGCCCCUGCUCGCGGGGUCGCUCUGCGGCAUGGCCGCGGCCGCGGCGCUCCUGGCGCUCCACUUCCUCCUCGAGCCCCCGCCGUUCGUCGCGCUGGUCGCGCUCUUCCUCUACAUCGCGGCGUUCUCGCUGGGCCUCGGGCCCGUGCCGUGGCUCCUGAUGCCCGAGCUCCUGCCGACGCGCGCGCGCGGCGCCGCGGCCGCGCUGGCGACGGUCCUGAACUGGUCCUGUUCGUUCCUGGUGACGGAGACCUUCGCGGGACUCGUGGCCCGCAUCGGCGCGGCCGGCGCGUUCUUCGGCUUCGCGCUCGUGUGCGCGGUCGGCGCAGCGUUCGUGGCGGCCGCGGUGCCGGAGACGAAGGGCCUGCGGCUGGACGAGGUCGAGGCGCUGUUUCGGGCGGGGACCGCGGUCGCCGCGCCGAGUAGUCGCGACGAGUGAAUUAAAACGGGUGUGUACAGUAUCGCGCGGCUCACGCGUGGGCGCUAACGAUAGAUACUAGUAUCGACACUUAGCACACCACGCCCUCUU
Messenger RNA from Pelagomonas calceolata, 1891 nucleotides. NCBI's taxonomy places the organism in Eukaryota, Pelagophyceae, Pelagomonadales, Pelagomonadaceae. The record is from the annotation of a GenBank genome assembly.